This is a messenger RNA of Cuscuta europaea, 515 nucleotides long. The record is from the annotation of a GenBank genome assembly. Lineage: Eukaryota; Viridiplantae; Streptophyta; Magnoliopsida; Solanales; Convolvulaceae.
GAGGGGAGUUUCAUAUUACAAUUAAGGAGCAGACCUGCAAAAUUGUGCGAUAAAAGGGGAAAGAAGGAUUCUCUUUAUCAACAAAACUUGUGCAGCUUGUGUAUACGAUUAGAUUCCACAAUACUUCAGAGGGAGAAAGAAAUCGAGACAGUGAAAAAUCGACAACACCAAAGGAGGAUAAAUUGCUCGAGUCUUUUAAAAAAUACACUGACUUUGGAAAAUGAGCCGGAGCCGGAAACGAGUAUGGCAAGCAGCGGCGGUCUACGGAAAAAAUCAGUCGCAGCCGGAAAUGACUGUAGCAAAGGCCGGAAAGUAGUCGAGGACAGGUACAACGCUGGAGAUUUCGUCCUUAGCUUCACUUGUUCGGUCGUCGGCGCAGCUUCUUUCUCCAGCAAGCAGUGAAAGUAACUUGGGCGGGUAGGGUUACAACUUUACAAAUUUGGAGGCGCUUGUUUCUUAAGAGCGCCGCACGCACGUUUAAUAUUUGAAAAAAAAUCGGAUAUAGAAUGUAGGCG